AUUUUUAAAAUUUUUAAUCUUAAGCUGACAAAUAUGUUGUAUAUAAAUAUAGAUUCCAGGUAAGUUUAUUUUGUAACUAAAAUAUAGUGAUUGAUAUCUUAUAUAUAUUGUAUUUUUAUUAUUUUUAUUUUUAAUUAAUGUGACAACGUUGCAUAAAAGUUAGCAGGUAAGAACGUUCUCAAUCGUGCUAUUAAAAAAGGUACGGCCGAUAAGGACCGUUCUCAAUCGUGUUCUACCCGGACAGUCAUACUACUCAUACUCAUACAUAAAAAAAAACUUCUUUAUUUUUAAAGGUAUACAUGGAUUCAGAAUUGUAAUAUAAGAUUGUAACCUACUUAAUAUUCCAUAUUAUCCUAAACACUGACAAAAGAUUUGCAUUGGAUGAAUUAUGUUCUGUCGACAAUUGGCUCAUACUCGGGUAGUCCGGUUAAACUUGGGUAUCUGUUAGAGAUCGAAAAUAAUGUCUUUUAAAGUUUUAAUUUGUCUAUUUGAAAUCAUCAAUAUCAAAUAAAAUCAUUGAUUGAAACAAAAUUACAUCAUUCAAAUUAGUAAUUUAAUAAAGUAUAGUGAGUCCGUUACAUGAUGUAGGUAUUCACAAUUUUUUAAUAUUUUUAGUAGUCUUUAUUCGUUUAAUUUUUUUUCAUUGUAGUUUUUUUUCUCUAGACAAUUACUUUAAGCAAUGAUUUAAAUAUUUAGUCGUUUACUGUUUACUGUUCAAUGGUUACUUUUAACUUAUUUUAGAGAAGGGUGAACUGGGUAACUGAAGAAUGACCAAGAUUCAGGAUUCAGGAAUAAGUUAAAAUGAAGUUACAGUCACAAAUUCACAAUUCACAACUCGCUGUGUCCAAUAAUAUAUUAUUUUCUGAUUGGCUUAUUAAAACACGGUAGUAAAAGUCUUAUAAUACCUACCAAAACGUAACCACGAUGGCCAUGAAUAUAAAUUCUAUUUUUGACCAUGGUAUAGAGUAUAUAGAAAAAUAUUAUUUUUGUAUACUUGUAGAUUCUGUUUUAACCACGGUGUAAUAUAUAAUAUACUUUUAAACUAUUUACAUGUUAGUGAUUACUGACUAGGAAAUUAAUAUUUAUUUAUUUUAAUAUUAAAUGGAUUUGGUCCUAAUUAUAAAUACAUUAUGAGUAUAUUAAAUACAUAACAUUUUUAAAUAUAUAAUUAAUUUAACAGAACAAAAAUUAGUCAUAUUUAACGUAUAAAAGUAGAUAUAUCAAUAUUUACCUAACCUUUUUGGUGGUCCUGACCAGCAAUUUUAAUAAUAUCUUUUUUAUGAGUGCAUGAGCACCAUACACACCCACCACACCGGAUACUGCGAGCGACAACUGGGCCAAUUUCAUUCAACGAAAUACUUCAGUGUUGCUUAUUAUUUGGAUCCGUGUGAUUAACACUUUCUAGUUGUAUUAAGACAACUACGCAGGUUAACGAAUUCAACAGCGAAUAAGGUAAGAUGCAUGAGCAUCAUUUUAUUUGCGUUAAUUUGUAUAAUUCUGCUUUUAUACGUUUUAUUACUACGGUGUAUUUGAUCAUAUUCUCGAAUCACGAUCUCGAGAGCCCUCCGACCAUCGGUAGGAAGGUAAUAGUGUAAAUUUAAAUAAUUUUAAUAUUUACAUCUGAUGGGUACCUAACUGUAUUCUCCAGCACUUGUAAGUGUAGGGAUAAAGGUUCCACAGAUCCGACAUUUAUUCAAGGCUUGGGUCCUUUGUAUCUUUCCUCUUUAGAGUUAUUAUCUCAACUAUCUAUUUUAAUUUAUUUUAUUUUUGCGUUAUUACAUAUCUGUUGUAAAAAAAUACAUUUAUAGUUUAUACAUUUUUAGGUUUAAAAACUAACCAAUUUUUUUGUGUCGUGUAAUCAUAGCAUCAUAAGUGAUUUCACGGUGGAAUGAUGCUCAAUCAACAGCGGAUUGUUGAGACAUUUGUUUUUGUUUUUUUAAUAAAUGAUAAAGAUACAUUUUCAAGCCAUAAAUAAGGAAAAGAGACUAUUUGGUUUAGAUUUAAUGUGAUUUGUUGAAAAAUGUAUCCUUUCUUAUAGACCGUUUUUUUUAUUUUUUAUGACUGUUUGUUGUUCGACACCGCCAAGUAAAUCCGUCAACGCAUCUCACAUCUUCGCAUAGCUGCUUAAUUACAUUGAGAGACACUGGACCAGAAGUAUUAUUUUCAAAAACAUCGUUUAUUUCAAUAAUAUUUAUGAUCGACAAUCGACAUAUUUUUAUUAUUUAACACUAUAACACUACGUUAUAUACAACGUAAACCACUUAACGAUACGGAAUUCAAGUUAAUCUGUAGUUUAACUUCACUUUUAUGAUUAUUAACCGAAUAGAACGAAAAGGUAAUGGCAAAUUGGCAAAAACUAAAUCUUAUCUGUAGUAUAUCCAUUAUAUUACAAGACAAUAUUUUGUCAUGUUACAAGAUAUUACACUAUAAAUAGAAGGAUCUCUUUGGAUUUAUCAGAGAUUAGUGACUUGACUAUAUUGUAUAAAACUAUAUUUUGCACUGGAAUUACGAUAUUAAAACCAUACAUUCUCGUGUAUAGGUAAUACAAAUUUUCGGCAUUAUUUUUUAAAACUUUAAAAUACAGUUUUCCGAAAAAACAAAAAUUUGAUUUUUUUGAAAAUACGAUAUUAGCAUAUAUUUUAAAAAUGUUAAAAUACAGUGUACUCUCGGUUAUCCGCGUAACUACUAACUAAUGAUUUCCGGAAAAAACUUUUGGCACCAUAAUUUUUAAAACGUUAAAAUACAUAGGUUUCCAAAAAAAAACCAAAAUUUCGAGGCGGUGCUAAACUAGAUUUGUUCCCAAAUAUGAUGUGUUGCGCGCGCUAUUUUCUAAUACCCGUGUGUCCGCGUGUCAUAAUCGGCAUUUAUUUUUUCAUCUAGUGGCACUGGCUAUCAUUAUAGGCUAUGGUGGUAGGUAAUAGUGUGUAUAGAACUUACUUUUUACUCUAAGCCCUAAGGAAUCCUAGAAUAUAUAAAUUAUUACUUAUUAGCGUAAUAACGUUAGUGAUACUGUUACUUUUACUGGGGAACAAAUCUUAUAGUCUUAUACACACGAUACUAUUACCACCAUAGUCCAUAGCCUAUAAUGAUAGCCAGUGCCACUAGAUGAUAAAAAUAAAUGCCUAUAAUGACACGCAGACAUACGGUAUUAGAAAAUAGCGCGCGCGACACGACAUCAUAUUUGAUAACAGUAGAAAGCUGUUAUCAUUGAGAAAAUCAGGCCAAUGACCAUUCUAUUCUAAUAUUCUCUCGACGUUUAAAGUCUUCCAAGUUCCAAGUUCUACUUCGUAAUUGGCAAAUCGUAAUGCUCGUUAAUAGGGAUUACAAUGUAAUAUCGAUUGUUAUUAAAUAUUUUAUGUUUUACAUUUAUCGUUCAUUAUAAUUACUUUUAAAUACGAGUAAAUUAUUGUUUGAAUUCCACGAGCAAUGCAAACUAAAAUGGACAAAACCGAAGAUUCGUUUAAUAACAAUUACACUACUUACGAGUACUCUAAAGAAGAUGGGACCAGGGAAAAGAAACAUUUCAACGGUUACCAGCACAAAUCAUCGCAAUAUGACGAAGUUGUAACCCAAUUGUUUUCUAAGCAAUUUUGCAUGCCAAAUCAAAGCAAAUGGAAACUUCCUGACCCAGACACUAUGCUAAGUCAAUGCAAAUGGGAGUUACCAGAUUUUAUACAUUUAAAAAAAUCACUUAAUAAAGUCAAGGAUAAACUCGAUGAUUUUAACUUAGCUGAAUGGCAUAAAAAUACAAAACAAACAAACCCAGCUAGUAAAGUCAUUUCUAAAGUUAGAGGAAUUGGACAUCCAGAAUUAUUAACUGGGGCUUGGUUGAAGUUUUUUGAACUAUUAAACGAUUAUAAAUUAAUACCUCAAAAAUGUAUAGACAAUGGUAAAUUGUAUAGUGUUCAUUUAUGUGAAGCUCCGGGUGGUUUUAUUUCUGCUCUCAACCACUAUAUUGUUAGCCAAGAAAUAGAUGUCAAAUGGGAUUGGAUAGGAGUUUCAUUAAAUCCAUAUCACGAAGGAAACGGUAAUCCUGAUUUAAUAAAUGAUGAUAGAUUCAUGUUAUUCACAAUAAACCAUUGGUUUUUUGGUACGGAUCAUACUGGUGAUAUUUUCCAAAAAAACUUCUACAAAGAUUUAUAUGCCUUUGUUAAAAACCGUUUUGGUGAAAAAGCAAAUUUGGUAACAGCUGAUGGUAGUAUGGACUGCCAAAAUAAUCCUGAUGAACAAGAAAAUGUAGUAAUGCGACUUCAAAUAGUUGAAACUAUGGUCGCUUUAAUGAUACUUCAAGAAGGUGGUACUUUUGUUCUAAAAAUGUUUACUAUGUUUGAAUGCAAUUCGUUAUGUCGAAUAUAUUUGUUAUGCUGUGCUUUUAAUUCAGUACAAAUAAAAAAACCAGUUACUAGUAAACAAGGAAAUUCUGAAAUUUAUAUUGUAUGUUGCGGAUACAAAGGCUUACAACAUGUGGAACCUUGGAUUCAUACAUAUUUUUCAACUAUUGAACGGACUGUGUCUGAUUAUAGUAUGUUUCCAUUAAAAGAAUUGCCUAAAGAUUUUUUAUCGUCUAUGUAUAACUGUUCAAAAUAUUUUAGUGAACUACAAAUGCAAAUUAUUGAAAACAACAUAGAACGAUUUGUAAAAAAAAUUGAAAAUGACACUAAAUAUUUAACCGAGUUACAAUAUUGGGUUGCUAAAACAUAUGCUCAUAAAUAUAAAGUAAAACCAAUAGAAUCAUCACAGGAAAUAGUUGGACAAAAUAAACUUCAGAGUUUACAGUAUGAUUUUCCAAAAGUUUCAACUAUGAAGUUAGUCAUGGAUUAUUCAUUUUCUGAGAAACAACGUAGGAUUGAAUGUCAAGCAUCAGAUGAAGCGAAGUUACUUCAAGAUGAAAUUAAUAUGUUUAAACAAUAUCAAUGGCAAUAUGACUCAACAGUUUUAUGGUUUACUGCUGAGGAUGCCAAAAUUCACUCAUCUGAUUUUAAUAUACAAAUGGGUAAACCUGUAUCUGUGGUACGUAACUCAAAGUUUUGUGUGAAUACACUAAUCGACUAUAGUAACCGGGCAAGAUCACUAUUUACUAUUCCUAUUGAGGAUAAUAUUAAGCGUAGAGAUUACUUUUGGCUUCAAAUUCCAAGGCAAACUAUCAAUGGACAAUUAAUUGUUUGUGAUGUCACUUCGAUAUAUAUCAGCGAUUGUAUCAACAAUAAUCGAAAACAACAUGAUUCUUUGAUUGCUAUCUUAGAAUCAUUUGAAAAGCUUCAAACUUCUGAUAGCUUAUUAGUAAUUGGAUAUCCGUUGCUUACUCAAGUGAAUGUUGGUGUUUUCUUUAUACUUUUAAAUAUGUUCCUAAAGACUGGUAUGAUGAAACCUGAUGAAAUGGGUCAUGCUUUUGUGUUUUGUUCAAAAGUUAAUGACAAACAUGUAGAUGAAUUUAUAGCUCUUUUAAAGAAAUUAAAAGAGCAUAUUAAAGAUCCUAGUAUCAUAGAUAUAGUUGAAAAACAAGAACAAUCUUUGAUAUCAUUCAUUCCAAUUAAGAAAGUUAUGUUUCAACCUAUUUAUAAAGAUAUUGUUACUGUUAAUUGUUUGCUUAUAAUCAAUGAAGUGAAAAAAACUGUUUGUUCUUACUUGCAACAAUAAUGAAAAAUUUGUUAUCAGAAGAUAAUUAAUUAAAUAUUUUUUUUUUUUCAUUGUUAUGUAUUAUUUUGUUGAAAUUUACUAUAUUCACUAGGUAUUUGAACCACUAAAAAUAUAGAUAAUUUGUGAUAAUUAUUUUUAAAUUUAUUACUAUAUUAUAAUAUAUUAAUGUUAUUUGUUUCAUUAACAUUUAAAUUGUUUAUACCUAACUUAUUUUAUAAAUAUGUUCUAAAGUACGUUUGGGAAAUAAUUGAAAUACCAUUUUAUACCUAUGAAUAUAUUUUUCAUAUCUUUUGUAAUGUACUAAUCAAAUUUAAAUGGCCUAUUGUGAUUAUAUUUAGAAAAGACUGAUGAUAGAAAUAUUUUAAGUCAUUAAUUAAUCAUAGCAUUAACAUAUUAUAGACAAAUAAUAUGUAUGUAAUAAUUUAAUAUUAUAAAUUAUAAUAUGUAUACGCAUUAUAUAUAUUAAUAUAAUUUGUUAAUCAUUAAAGAAAUUAUGAAAAACCAAAGCAAUUUAGUUGCAUUUUAUUCCAGCGUCGACUGUUUUUAUAUUACAUGAAAUUGUUUUUUUUUUUUAUAUUUUAUACAAUGUUUAUUAUAUGUAGAAUAUUUAUAUUAAACAUAAUAAUUUAUUAUUUUAAAUAAACCUAGUAUUAUUAAUGUUGUUAAAUUUAUAUUUUAAGAAAUUAAAUAAUUUUUUAAUGA
Molecule: messenger RNA, 6339 nt
Organism: Rhopalosiphum padi (bird cherry-oat aphid)
Lineage: Eukaryota; Metazoa; Arthropoda; Insecta; Hemiptera; Aphididae
Product: cap-specific mRNA (nucleoside-2'-O-)-methyltransferase 2-like
Exons: 12
Coding region: 3427-5637 (736 amino acids)
Biological process (GO): 7-methylguanosine mRNA capping
Cellular component (GO): cytoplasm; nucleus
Molecular function (GO): methyltransferase cap1 activity
Source: RefSeq, a predicted model, not a curated record